GGGUUUUUGCCUCAAGAGCCCAACCCUGGGGUGUGAAUCCCCGGGAAGGCGGUUGGGGAUGGGUUUGGUGUUGGGAUCUGCUUACGGGGGGGGGAGUUUUACCUCUUGUCUUUCAGGGAGGUGUGGUGGCACCAGCCAUGGAGCCGUACGUGCUGCUGGACCCGCGACAGCGAGCGUUGUAUCGCGACGUGAUGCAGGAGAGCUACGAGACCCUGAUGGCGCUGGGUGAGGAGCCUCCCCCCAUCCCGUGGGGGAAAAUUCAGGCUGGACGGAGGAUCCGGCUUGUUGGAUCCUCACGUCUUCACCCAAGGGGUGUUGGGGAUCCCCCCCCGACUCACGUUGCUCAUCCCUCCUUCUCCUUUCCAGAAUUCCCCGUUUCUAAACCCGAUCUCCUGUCCCGCCUGGACCACAGGGAUGAACCUACAGCCCUGGAUCUCCACGUGCCCAGGGACGCCCCGGCCGCAGGCUGCAAAGGGAAGAAAGAUGCUGGGGAGGAGAGAGUGUAAUGCCAGAGGGAUGUCCUGGCCCAAAAUGGAAAUGCUGAGCCCAUUUCCUAGCCAGGAGCGUUUCUGGGGCGGUGGAUGAAUUACCACGAGGAGCGAUGGGGAUCGGCGAAGCGCUGGAAGUGUUUACCUGGAGGAGCGUGUGAAAUGAAAAAGGAGGAGGAAUCCCUCCUUGUUUUCCUUUUUCUACCACCGUCCCACCUCCCCACAGCCCCGUCUCCUGCCUGGGUGGUGUCUGUCUCUUUUUUUUGUGCC
This is a messenger RNA of Athene cunicularia (burrowing owl), 758 nucleotides long. Its product is annotated as zinc finger protein 74-like. Gene Ontology annotation, biological process: regulation of DNA-templated transcription. Bases 138 to 506 code for a protein of 122 amino acids. The record is from RefSeq and is a predicted model, not a curated record. The transcript is spliced from 2 exons. Lineage: Eukaryota; Metazoa; Chordata; Aves; Strigiformes; Strigidae.